Grammomys surdaster is the source of this 1946-nucleotide messenger RNA. RefSeq names its product eva-1 homolog C (gene Eva1c). Gene Ontology annotation, cellular component: extracellular region. The record is from RefSeq and is a predicted model, not a curated record. The coding region runs from base 359 to 1741 and encodes 460 amino acids. The transcript is spliced from 8 exons. Gene Ontology annotation, molecular function: carbohydrate binding; heparin binding. Lineage: Eukaryota; Metazoa; Chordata; Mammalia; Rodentia; Muridae.
UAGAGACCCGGGCGUGGAAAGCGCUCAAGUUGCGCAGCCUGGGGAUCGCUGCUGAAGACGCUCUCCGCUAGGGGCUCGGCGCCCCCCAACCCCCGAUCGGCCUCGGCAAUGCUCCGGGGCACGAGGUGACAUCCCCUAGACUCCCUAGGCUCCCUAGGUUCGCGGAGCCAGGGAGAUUUCUUCAGAAGAAUCCACGCCGCGGCCUCCCAGAGAUCCUCGCCCCGCCCCGGGUCUCCGCCCCCUCCCCUUGGCUGGGGAUCCGGGACCCGGCGGCGACCGCCUAAGAAGCUCCAGCAGCCUGGACCAGGAGGCGGUAGGUGGCCCGGAGCCGGUGGCUACGGACUCGUCCCGCCAUGUGAUGCGGUCCUCCUGCCUGCGAUCGCUGCGCCAGCGCCCGCGCCCAGCUGCGCCGCGCAUCAUGCUCCUGCCGGGACACCCGCGCCCGCUGCCCGCGCCCCAAUCGGCGCAGAAUCCCGGCCUCCGCAGGCAGGUAGAGCCUCCGGGACAGCUUCUGCGCCUCUUCUACUGCACGGUCCUAGUGUGUUCCAAAGAGACCUCGGCACUCACCGAUUUCUCUGGUUACUUAACCAAACUCCUGCAAAACCACACCGCCUAUGCCUGUGAUGGGGACUAUUUGAAUCUACAGUGCCCUCGGCAUUCAACAAUAAGUGUCCAGUCGGCAUUUUAUGGGCAAGAUUACCAAAUGUGUAGUUCCCAGGAGCCCACCUCCCAGAGGGAAGACAACUUGACCUGUGUGGCAUCCACCACUUUGCAGAAGGUGCUGGACGAGUGCCAGAACCAGCGGGCCUGCCAUCUCCUGGUCAAUAGCCGAGUCUUUGGACCUGACCUUUGUCCAGGAAGCAGUAAAUACCUCCUGGUCUCCUUUAAAUGCCAACCUAAUGAGUUGAAAAACAAGACAGUGUGUGAAGACCAGGAGCUGAAGCUGCACUGCCACGAGUCCAAGUUUCUCAACAUCUACUCUGCCGCCUAUGGCCGGAGGACCCAGCAAAGAGACAUCUGUUCCUCCGGAGCGGAGCUGCUGCCCCCCUUUGACUGCCUGUCUUACACGGCUUUACAAGUCCUGUCCAGGAGGUGCUACGGGAAGCAGAGAUGUAAGGUCCCCGUCGAUAAUUACCACUUCGGAAGCCCCUGUCUUCCAGGAGUGAAAAAAUACCUCACUGUUGCCUACGCUUGUGUUCCCAAGAACAUACUCACGGCAGUUGAUCCGGCCGUUGCUAACCUAAGUCCUUCUCUGGAGAAAGACGAUGAAUACGGUAUGAAAUUCAACCCCAGCGGAUCAAGGGUUGUGCGGAAAGAUGGCGUUAUUGUCAGCAACUCUCUGGCCGCAUUUGCUUACAUUCGAGCCCACCCCGAGAGAGCCGCUCUGCUGUUCAUGUCUAGUGUCUGCAUCGGCCUGCUCCUCACACUGUGUGCCCUGGUCAUCAGAGUGUCCUGUACCAAGGACUUCCAGGAGCUGAGGCAGGGCAGGGAGCACCUGGUGCUAGGGAGCGACAAGACGGAGGAGGACAGCGAGGAGGACGUGGAGGAGGAGGACUCCUCGGAUUCUGAGUUUCCUGUGGAACUGUCCAGGUUUUGUAGGACUUCCUAUCCAGCCUAUAGCUCUAUAGAAGCCGCUGAGCUGGCAGAAAGGAUUGAGCGCAGGGAGCAAAUCAUUCAAGAAAUAUGGAUGAACAGUGGCCUGGAGUCCUCGCUCCCCAGGAACAUGGGCCAUUUCUACUGAAAACCAGAUGCUUCUGGAUGAGAUCAUACUUUCUGAAGAAGGAAGGAUCCAGAAUGCGCUGUCUCCCCACCCUCUCCAGUUCUGGUCCACUUUUACCUUCUGUGAAGGAGAAUCUGUCGUGUCAUCCGAGAUGGGUGAAGCCAGAAAGCUGUCAAAGGGACGGCUCACUGUUUACAGCAUACCCUGGAAUAAAUUGGGAGGAAGA